CGUGCUUCAGGUGUGCUGUAUAAAAAGCGGCGCGCGCCUCGGUUUCGACAGGUACAUUAGGUGGACUCUGCUUUGUUGUUCAGGACUUAAAGCUGCUUUAAGCUCAAUCCAACAGGUAAGAACAGGCAAUGACUUCACGACCAGAGAUCGGAAGUGACACUUCAGUCUCUAAACCGGAUCUUGACCCACACUUGCCUAAAGAUGAAGUGGUGCUUCCAGCGUACUCCACUGUGGCUCUCGUGGAUUUGGAUUCUGAAUCGAGCAACCCAUGGGACCUUCCUGAACUCCAGGACAUGAGGCCCAAAUGGUCAGAAUUGGAUACAAAGGGAAAAGUUCUCCGAGUCGUGACGUCGAUCGGAAGGUGCAUUCUCUUGCCUGGGUUCCUUUACAUGUUUGUUUGCUCACUGGAUGUUCUGAGUUCGGCUUUUCAGCUUGUUGGUGGAAAAGCAGCUGGAGAUAUCUUCCAAGACAAUGUGGUGUUGUCCAACCCUGUAGCAGGACUCGUGAUUGGUGUCCUGGUUACGGUGCUGGUUCAGAGCUCCAGCACUUCUUCAUCCAUUGUUGUCAGCAUGGUGUCAUCUGGAUUGCUGGAGGUGCAGUCAGCAGUGCCUAUCAUUAUGGGGGCCAACAUCGGUACCUCCAUCACCAACACCAUCGUGGCUGUGAUGCAAGCCGGAGACCGUAACGAGUUCCGCAGGGCAUUUGCUGGAGCAACAGUACAUGACUUUUUUAACUGGCUGUCCGUGUUGGUGUUGCUGCCUCUGGAAGUGGCUACUGGUGUCCUCUACAAGCUCACCAAACUCCUAAUCGACUCAUUCCACAUCCAGACAGGCCAGGAUGCCCCAGACUUGCUUAAAGUCAUCACUAAACCACUCACCAAGAACAUUAUCCAGCUGGACAGCUCGGUCAUCAGUGACAUAGCCAUUGGUGAUCCAAGUGCUCGAAACAAGAGCCUGAUCAAGAUAUGGUGCAAAAAGCAGAAAGUCACGAGUCUGGUGAAUAUCACCGUUCCUGGAGAAGCAAACUGCACAGUUGGUGUCCCAUGCUGGACGGAGGGCAACCAGACAUGGACACAGAAGAACAUAACAGAGACCAUCAACUUAGAGAAAUGUAGUCAUCUCUUUGCAUCAGCGAAUCUGCCAGACCUGGCUGUGGGACUGAUCCUGCUAGCUCUGUCCCUGCUGGUGCUCUGUACCUGCCUCAUUCUCAUCGUCAAGUUGCUCAACUCCAUGCUCAGGGGUCAGGUGGCGGUCGCCAUUAAGAAGGUGCUCAACACAGAUUUCCCCUUUCCAUUUGCAUGGGUCACCGGUUACCUCACUAUCUUGGUGGGGGCAGGAAUGACCUUCAUCGUGCAAAGCAGUUCAGUCUUCACCUCCGCCAUUACACCUCUUGUUGGUAUUGGUGUUAUUAGCAUUGAGCGAGCCUAUCCUCUUACGCUUGGCUCAAAUAUUGGGACAACAACCACCGCUAUUCUUGCUGCCAUGGCAAGUCCUGGAGAAAAACUGGCCAAUUCGCUACAGAUCUCUCUGUGCCAUUUCUUCUUCAACAUAUUUGGCAUAAUGCUGUGGUACCCAAUUCCGUUCACACGUGUACCUAUCCGGCUGGCUAAAGGGCUGGGCGACCGCACAGCCAAAUACCGCUGGUUUGCCGUCGUCUACUUGGUUCUUUGCUUCUUCCUCAUGCCCUUGACAGUGUUGGGGCUCUCCAUCGCUGGCUGGCAGGUCCUCGUAGGGGUUGGCGUACCUGUGGUGGUGCUGGUGGUCUUCGUGAUUGUGGUGAACAUCAUGCAGUCACGCUGCCCACGCUUCCUGGUCCCUGUGCUGCGCACUUGGGCCUUUCUUCCCCGGCCACUGCACUCGCUCAAACCGUGGGAUCGUGUCGUCACCAGGGUGAUGGGCUUCUGUGGGACACGCUGCUGCUGCUGCUGCAAGUGCAGCAAGAACGAACAAACGGACAAGGAAGAGAAGAAUAAGAAGGGCUUGGAGAUGUACGACAACCUCACGCUUUUUGUGGACGAUGAAAAAUGCCAGAUUCAAACAGUGUCUGGAACACAUCUGUAGCAUGUAAUAAAGUGUAUAGCUGAAUAUUACAGGACUGUAUUACAUAAUAUAAUUUAACAGACGUGCUGCUGAAAGGGGCUCAAAGUAGGCUGUGUAGCAGUUUCCCAUGCGGCUUGCGGUCUCUUGUACUCAAGGCUGCGAGAUGGUUCUUUUAAAGUGGCCCAGAAGGAAAUUGUAGAACUAUUCUAACAGCAGCAGAUCCCACUGAACAAAGCUUGGACCUGAAGACGUUCUGCUACACGUUAGCUAGACUAUGCUUGCUGUAUGUUUAUUUUUAGUCUCCUUGUGAAGCUGCUCUCAUUGUAUGGCUGUCUGUGAUGUGCAAUGCGAAAUGAAAAUGCAGAUGGCCUUUAUUAUUAAUUCGUACCUAAGAAUUUAAAACUAUUUAAAGAGUUGUAUUUUUUAAAGGAUUAUAUUUGUAAAGAUUACUUUUGAUGCCUUUUAAGCCCAUGUCGAAUAUGUACUUUUCUUAAAUAUGUGCACUGUUUUUAUGGAUUAAAAAAAAAAAAAGAAAGAAAAUAACCAGAGGAGGCUCAUGCUAGAUGAUUUGUAUUGUAUAUAAGGAUUUUACACCAGUCAGAACUGUAAAGUAUGGCCUGUAAAUAAAUAUGUAAAAAGAAAAAUACUUGAUUUAUGUGGUUAUAUUGGUUGUGUGUGGGUUUCAACCCAAUUUCAACAAAGCAUGCAACAGAAAGCAUAUUCAGAAAAAUAGCUACAUCUAACACACUAAAAUGUUGUUCAGUUUGGACCUGUAUACUUUUUAUGUGCAUAAAUAUGAUAUAAAUAAUACCCAAAGUAAAAUACAGCAUUUUGUAACAGUGUCGUAUAUCGAGGAGUUAACUCUAGACUUCAGUUCCCAUCAGCCACUGCACUGCACUACAUGUCACAUGACCACCUGCGCCUGAUUCACGGUUCUGUUAAUGAGUACACUUGAGUAUAUAUAGCCAUUGUUUGCACUGUUUCUCUGUCUUUCGUUGUCUUAGACUUCCGUGUUUCCAUGUUCCCGUGUUUUGUUUCAUGCCACAGUAUUUUGCCUAGUUGUCUUAGUGUCUUUGUUUUGUUUUUUGUCGUUCGUUUAAUAAACUAUUUGAAAUUCUG
Ictalurus furcatus (blue catfish) is the source of this 3158-nucleotide messenger RNA. It is a transcript of the gene slc34a2b, whose product is annotated as solute carrier family 34 member 2b. Lineage: Eukaryota; Metazoa; Chordata; Actinopteri; Siluriformes; Ictaluridae. The coding region runs from base 129 to 2060 and encodes 643 amino acids. Gene Ontology annotation, molecular function: sodium:phosphate symporter activity. The transcript has 13 exons. The record is from RefSeq and is a predicted model, not a curated record. Gene Ontology annotation, biological process: sodium-dependent phosphate transport; intracellular phosphate ion homeostasis. Gene Ontology annotation, cellular component: vesicle; brush border; apical plasma membrane.